UUUUUCCUAGUCCAUCAGGCAGUACCUCAGGAGGAGCAGGUGUCAGUCUCCUGCCAUGGCUACCUUUCGUCACAAUCUAUGCAGCACUAUCUGGCUGUGAAAUCUGCUUGGAGCUGUGCUGGUUCCUCAGUAAGCUGAGUACUGGGCACCCUCUCCAUGGCCACCAUGCUGUGACCGUUGGGCUGUUGCUGCUCUGGGCUGAGGCAGUUGAGACUAGGCUGGCACCGUUAAGGCUGAGGGUUACGAACAGGAUGCUGUGAGGCAGAACUGAAGAGUCUGAGGCCUUAUUCAUCUUACCAGUGUGUGUGGCCUUCAGACCCCUCAGCAGGGGCCUCACCCCCCUGCCACCUCACAGUUACCUGGGUAGGAGACCUCCAAGGGAUCACCUUCUGGAGACAAUCCAUGGAAAGCUGUCUAUGAAACACUGGACUGCAGUUUUGCCAUCUGAACAUUUGCUAUACUGCACUCCAGAUGUGGCUGCCUUUUAUAGAUAGCAGGUGAGGUUUGCUGGUGAAAUGCUGAAGGGAGGGACCUCAAGAGCUGCUGUGACUUGGAACCUAUCAGGAAAAUUGCAGCACUUAAACUAAAGAAGGGGCCGUGUAAGGUGUCAUUACCUCCUGUUCUAUCUGGCUGAGGAGCUGCACACUCUGGGGCUCGUAUCGUGAACAUCAGGGGCUCACUGGACUUUGAGUGAGCUGUGCUCUGCAAGGAGACUUAAAGCUGCCAGAGGCACAACUCACAACAGUGUCCGAGCCUCCCACCACAUGCAGGGAGCACAGGCAGAAGAGGAUCUGUGGUGAUAAACAGGACCACCUCAAAAGCACUUGCCCAAGUGCUCCUCCUAAGUAGGCCAGCUCCACAGCACUUCAAAAUUAGAAAACUUCCAAACAGAAGGAAGACCAUUCAGUCUGCAUUCAACACCCUAGAUGAGAGAAAUGCAAAAACAUAAACAGGAGAAAAUAGACUUCUCCCCAUGGGCCCUGUGUUGGUGGAGCAAUAGAGCAAUGCAGCAGGGACCUGCAGGCUGCUGCUGAGGACACUGAGGAAUUUACACCCUCGCCCAGGUCACAAGUGAGGACAAAGUUGACUCUUCAUUCUCACUUGCACAUGACGCAGCAUCCCGUAAAUCAGAGGAAAAGAGACUUCACCAAGUGAAGGGAGGCCAUCUAAUUCACACUGUCUUCCUGAGACCACCUCCAAAACAAAGAACCUGACUUCUGUCCUGGCUUUGUACACUGGAAUGGACCUUGAAGCCUGUGACUUCUCAAUGCAAGAAUGAAGUGAAUUUAGAGCUAAAAACGAGGCAAGAAACGAGGCCUUGAAAUCUCCGAAAGGCAGUUACUGGCAUUGCUGUAGAGACAUCCUGAACGACGUGUUGGAAAAGGAAGUGCACAGGACAGUCUUUCUGCAUUGUGAACAUGUUUGAGACCCCCAUGCAAAGCUGUGCUCUGUUCUGACUCCAAGUCUCCUCAGACAUGGCCGAGGAAAAUGCACCUGAAAGAACUAUAUGCACUGACGCAGCCUCAGGAAAACCCGCGAUGGCUGCCAAGCGCAAAGGCGGCCUGAAGCUAAAUGCCAUCUGUGCCAAGCUGAGCCGCCAAGUCGUCUUCGACCACGGGGGAGCUGAGCAGGCACGUGCCGACAAGGGGCCACAGCAGGAGAGCAGCAACAAGGACCUGCCCCAGCCUGGGACCAAAGAGCUGGGGACAGAGUUUUCAGAUGGACUCAGCUGCGUGCAGAAGAUCGAGGAGGACAAAAGGAGGGAGGUGAUCGAGAAGUGGGUGAACGGGGAGUACAAUGAGGAGCCCUUGCUGGGGCGAGCAGAGGGCAAGGAGUGUAAGGGCACCGAGAGCACAGAGGUGCCCCCUGAAGGGGUUUACAUGGUGCAGCCCAAGGGCUGCAGCGACGAGGAAGAUAACGGGGACGAGGCAGACGCUCUGAGGGGCUCACAGGAUGGCAACUUCUUGGAUGACAGGGAUUCAGACGGGCCAGCAAAGGACGAUGCCUACCGGUCCUCCAGCGAACCAGGCUCCAAGCUGGGGGCAGGAACCACCUCAGGGGAAGCUUCAUCACUGCGGGAUUACGCCGCCACCACCAUGAACGAGUUCCUGGGCAUGUUCGGCUACGACGACCAGAACAUGCGGGAUGAGCUGGCCCGCAAGAUCAGCUUCGACAAGCUGAACGCUGCUACCUCAGAGGCCGCGGCGGCCGCUGCCUCCCUGCCCGGCGAAGACGCCAUGAGCAAACGCGCCCGCUUCUCCAAGUACGAGGAGUACAUCCGCAAGCUGAAAGCUGGAGAGCAGCUCUCGUGGCCCCUGCACCUGGCCAAAUCUGAGGAGCUGGGCUCCAAGCUGGGCAAAGAGCCGUCCUCGGUGCUGGCACAGCCCAUGCGCGUGCCGGGUACGGACGCCUCCAUGCUGACGGAGACCAAAGCCACUAUCCUGCCACUGCCCUCUCCCAGCAGUUCCCAGAUGCAGGGCCUGAUGUCACGGGCCUCCAAAUAUGACUUCUUCAUUCAAAAGCUGAAGACGGGUGAGAGCAUCAGGCCACAAAAUGGCAACACUUACAAGAAGGCCUCCAAGUAUGACCUAGAAAAUGUCAAGUACUUGCACCUUUUCAAGCCUGGGGAAGGAAGCCCAGAUAUGGGAGGAGCCAUCGCCUUCAAGACAGGCAAGGUAGGCCGGCCUUCCAAGUAUGAUGUGAGGAACAUUCAGAAGCUCACUCCAGUAAAAGCUCCAGUCCCCAGCCUGGCUCCUGCCUCCCUCACCAGUACCCCCAGCAGCACUCCUGUGGCCGGGCCAGAGCAGUCCAUCUCAUUGCCAUUCAACACUCCUGAGUACCUGAAAUCAACUUUCUCCAAGACAGACUCCAUCACAACUGGAACAGUCUCUACAGUAAAGAAUGGAUUACCCACUGACAAACCAGCCGUCAGCGAAGAUGUAAAUAUUUACCAGAAGUAUAUUGCCAGGUUCUCUGGCAGUCAGCACUGUGGCCACAUCCACUGCGCCUACCAGUACCGAGAGCAUUACCACUGCCUGGACCCCGAGUGCAACUACCAGAGAUUCACCAGUAAACAGGACGUGAUUCGGCAUUACAACAUGCACAAGAAACGCGAUAACUCCCUGCAGCACGGCUUCAUGCGCUUCAGCCCCCUGGACGACUGCAGCGUGUACUACCACGGCUGCCACCUCAACGGGAAGAGCACCCACUACCACUGCAUGCAGGUGGGUUGUAACAAGGUCUAUACAAGCACCUCUGAUGUGAUGACCCACGAGAACUUUCACAAGAAGAACACGCAGCUCAUCAACGACGGGUUCCAGCGGUUCCGUGCCACGGAGGACUGUGGCACUGUGGAGUGCCAGUUCUACGGGCAGAAAACCACUCACUUCCAUUGCAGGAGGCCUGGGUGUACAUUCACCUUCAAGAACAAGUGUGACAUUGAGAAGCACAAGAGCUACCACAUCAAAGAUGAUGCCUAUGCCAAGGAUGGCUUCAAGAAGUUCUACAAGUACGAGGAGUGCAAGUAUGAGGGCUGUGUCUACAGCAAGGCCACCAACCACUUCCACUGCAUAAGGGCAGGCUGUGGUUUCACCUUCACCUCCACCAGCCAGAUGACUUCCCAUAAACGCAAACAUGAGCGCCGGCACAUCCGGAGCUCGGGAGUGCUGGGCCUGCCUGCCUCACUCCUGGGCCCCAAGGAUAACGAGCAAGAGGAGUCCAGUAACGAUGACCUCAUUGACUUCUCGGCCAUGAGCUCCAAGAACUCCAGCCUGAGUGCCUCCCCGACCAGCCAGCAGUCUUCCGUCUCUCUCAUCGUCCCAGCUGCGCCCUCCUCUGCGGCUGAGCUUGCUUCCUCACAGGCCGCCAAGUCUGCCAACAGCAUGACACCAGCCACUAAGAUCUCUGGCCUGCUCUCCCAGGCUCUUCCUAGCAAUAUACCCUUGGCCCUGGCACUCUCCAACUCAGCACUUCCUGGAACAGCUGGAUCCUUCUUCCCCAUCAUCCCCAGUCGGGUCUCCACACCACUUCCUGCCAGCUCGGCUAAUCUGAUGACUGCUGGUUCUUCUGGCACCAAUCCAGCAUCAUCUGCUCCUACAGAUUCCUCAUCCCAGGCAGUUUCAGGAUCUGGUGAGCCAGUGGCUACUUCUUCUCCUGCUCCAGCAGCCUCUAUAAUGGAAAGGAUCUCUGCUAGCAAGGGAUUAAUCUCUCCCAUGAUGGCCAGGCUGGCAGCAGCUGCACUCAAGCCCUCUGUGGCACUUGAAGCAGGUAAUGGACAGCCAGCGCCUCCCGGACGGUUCAAUCCAGUCCAGGUGAAGCAGGAACCUGUGGAGGCCGUGGGACCGACAUCUGCCACCAGUCAGGACCCCUUGCAGGAGCACAGCUUGGACCUGAGCGUCAAGGACCACGGUAAUGAAUCAAAUGGCCACACAGUCUCAGCAAAUUCAUCUCUUUUAUCCUCGCUUAUGAAUAAGAUGUCCAAGAGCAGUGCCAGCCUUGGCAACCUGCUGAACAUUAAGACAGAAGGCGAAGGCAGCCAGGCUGGGGCUGGGGAGCCAAGCCAGUACUUGGGCAAGGCAGUGAAGGCACUUGUCCAGGAGAAGCUCUCUGAGCCAUGGAAGAUGUACCUGCGCCGGUUUGGCACCAAGGAUUUCUGUGAUGCCCAGUGUGACUUCCUCCAUAAGGUGCAUUUCCACUGUGUGGUGGAGGAAUGUGGAGCCCUGUUCAGCACCCUGGAUGGAGCCAUCAAGCACGCCAAUUUUCACUUCCGAACUGAAGGUGGAACUGUGAAAAGCAACUCUGAGUCUCCCUUCUCAACUGCUACUGAGAAUAAGGCUUCACUGGCCCCUUCAUCACCAUCUGCUGCUUCUGCCACCAUGGCCAGUGCUCCUGCCCUUGACGUGCCCACUCCAAAUCCAGCUGCUAUGCCCUCUGCUCCCACACUACUUGCUUGGAAGCAGCUGGCUUCAACCAUACCCCAGAUGCCUCAGAUCCCAGCAUCAGUGCCUAACCUGGCAGCUUCACCCUUGGCAACGACUUCCCUGGAGAAUGCCAAGCCUCAGGUCAAACCUGGAUUUCUUCAGUUCCAGGAGAAUGAUCCCUGCUUGGCAACAGACUGCAAGUACGCCAACAAAUUCCAUUUCCACUGUCUCUUUGGGAACUGCAAGUAUGUGUGCAAAACCUCUGGCAAAGCAGAAUCCCACUGCCUGGACCACAUCAACCCCAACAAUAAUCUGGUGAAUGUGCGAGACCAGUUUGCUUACUACUCCCUGCAGUGUCUUUGUCCAAACCAGCACUGUGAAUUCCGGAUGCGAGGGCAUUACCACUGUCUGCGUCCUGGCUGCUACUUCGUGACUAACAUCACCACCAAGCUGCCCUGGCACGUGAAGAAGCAUGAGAAGGCAGAGAGGAGGGCAGCCAACGGCUUCAAGUAUUUUACCAAGCGGGAGGAAUGUGGCAGACUAGGUUGCAAAUACAACCAGGUGAACAGCCACUUCCACUGCAUCCGAGAGGGCUGCCAGUUCUCCUUCCUGCUCAAGCACCAAAUGACAUCCCAUGCCAGGAAGCACAUGAGAAGGAUGCUGGGGAAGAACUUUGAUCGUGUUCCUACUCAGGUUAUUGGCCACACUCCAAGAAAUGAAAAUCUCCCCCAGGUUGGCAGCAUGGCACCCAGCCCAGCCUCGUCAGGAACCCCAGCUUCCUUUCAGGGACCCCCAAGCAUGAUGGACACUGAAACAGAGGAGUACAUGGAUUACACUGGCUGCAGCCCGGGGGGCAUCUCCUCUGAAUCUUCCAACAUGGACCGCAGCUGCUCCAGCACUCCAGUGGGCAAUGAAAGUACAUCAGCAGGGAACACCAUCACCAUGCCAACUGCCUCGGGGGCCAAAAAGCGUUUCUGGAUUAUUGAGGACAUGUCCCCAUUUGGCAAGCGCCGCAAGACCGCGUCCUCACGCAAGAUGCUGGAUGAAGGGAUGAUGCUGGAGGGAUUUCGGCGCUAUGACCUCUACGAGGACUGCAAGGACUCCAGCUGCCAGUUCUCUCUCAAGGUUACCCACUACCACUGCACACGGGAGAACUGCGGCUACAAGUUCUGUGGCCGUACCCACAUGUACAAGCACGCCCAGCACCACGACCGUGUUGACAACCUAGUAUUGGAUGACUUCAAACGCUUCAAGUCUUCACUGAGUUGUAACUUCCCAGACUGUCAGUUCUCUGGCAAUAGCACACACUUCCACUGUCUGCGCUGCGGCUUCCGCUGCACUGACAGCACCAAGGUGACGGCGCACCGCAAGCACCACGGCAAGCAGGACGUCAUCAGCGCCGCCGGCUUCUGCCAGUUCAGCUCCAGCGUGGACUGCGAGGUGCCCGACUGCAAGUACAAACUCAAAUGCUCCCACUUCCACUGCACCUACCCCGGCUGCAAGCACACGGUGGUGGGCAUGUCUCAGAUGGACUCUCACAAGCGCAAGCACGAGAAGCAGGAGCGAGGGGAGCUGCCUGCCAUCUCCCCCGGCCCCGAGGGCCUUGCCCACUCCACUCUUGAGUAUGAUAUCCAGAACUCUUCCAUCAACCUGGACAGCUCGCUCAACCUCAGCACUGACAACAACAGCUCCCUGUUCUUCCUGCAGAACGCGGCUGGCGUGGGCCUCAGUGACUCCCUGGACCUCAGCAAGAAGCAGGCAGAAGCCGCCGAGGGCCCGGCCCCGAGCAGAGCCGGGGCCGCGGCGCCGGAGAGCAGCGCGGGGGCACCGGGCUCCGGGGACGUGGAGGACGAGGAGGACUCUUCCCAGGAGGAUGAAGAGGACGAUGAGGAGGAGAUGAAUGAAGAAGAGGAGGAUGAUGAAGAGGAGGAUGACGAUGAUGAUGAUGAGGAGGACGAGGAGGAGGAAGACCUGAACACAGAUUCUGAAGAAUCGCUGCCGGACCCGGAGGGCCUGGCCACUAAAGAAGAUGGAGAACCAGAGGAGGGUGCUUCUUCCACAGACCACGGCGAUGCUUCCAGGCCUCAGGGCGAGCCAGCCCUCACUCCAGCCCCAGCUCCUGCCCCUGCUCCAGCUCCGGCUGCUGCCUCAGCCUCCACCGUUGCUCCAGCAGCUUCUCCUUAAUCCUAGAGACAGCAGCGGCAGUGGUUUGGUUUUUCUCUUACUCAGAUUUACUAAGAGGACCCCGCAUAAGGCAAGAACAAAGAUGGGGAUGGCAAAUGAAAAAUUAACUCCGUGCCACAGAUGAGAGAGAGGAAGGAAGGAAAGCCCUGCUCCUCCCCAGGCCCCAGAAGAGAUCGGUUGGCAGCAGGACUGGUGCUGCAUCACUCCAUCCCACAGAUCCCAGAACAAGGGGGCAGGAUGCAGCAAAAAAUACCCUUUCUAUGGACACGAACCCUGAGGGUACCCACUACUUUUCCUUGCUCCCUGCACGGUGCGUGGGGCCUGUGCCCAUCUGGGGACCCUUUUUUAUGGGUGGGGCUCUAUCCCCCCAAUUUUCUUUCUGGGUUUUAUUUUUCCAUGUUUUCAGUUGUACGAUAAUAAUAAUAAUAAUCUCCACUUCUUGGAGGGGGGUGGGUGGGAACAAGAGGUAAUGAAUUUUAGAAAUAUAUAUUUGUGUGUGUGUCUCUCUAUAUAAUGUACACACACACAGACAUAUAUAAAAUUAAAGGAAUUGGUGUCACAAAGACAAGUAGCUCAGCUUUUGCCAGUGGGAAGGAGGGGGUGAGGAGUGUGCUCUCUCUCUCUCUCUCUCUCUCUCUCUCUCUCUCUCCACCCUUCCCCCUUCUUUCUCCAGCAUUAAAUGGCAUCAGACAGCCAGGGUGGGAGUGGGUAUUUAUUGUCACAUAAAUGAGGAUGCAUUAAUGAAUGAGCAGGGGUGGGAAUGGGACACUCCUCUGUUCUUCCAGAUCCUUUUUACUGUUAAUGAUAAUAAUUUUGAAUGCUAUUUAUAUUGUAAAACUUUCUCAGUCUACACUUUCUCUGUAGGACACCUCUCCUCAUCCCUGCUGUUCUGACUGUAGGGAUUUAGCUGAAGUAACCUGGGAAGAACACAGCAGGCAGUUUAAAGGGUCUGUCACACUGGAGGACUGGGGUUACUCUGCCAUCCAGUUCCAUCUCACCCCAACCCCUAGGUGCUUCCUCUCUGCGGAGGUGAGGCGUUUUUGUGGUGCUUCAGUAUCCCCAUCUCAGGAGGCUGUGAGCUGCCCCUGGCCCGUGGUGCAGCACGGGGAGCAGCAGGCUGGCACAGGAGCAGCCCCGGGGCAGGCAGGGGCACCAGGACAGUGCCCUCCCCAGCCCUGCUCCCCAGCCCUGCUGCAGGCACGCCAGCGUGUGACAGACACGGAUCUCAGGUGACUCUGGCAGGCUCUGAGCCCACUGGGGUGCCCUGCUCGGCUCUGGGCUGGGGGGGACAGCCCUGCUCUGGACCCUGGGCAGGACCUGCCUGCUCCUGGCCUGCUCCAGACCUGGCCCGUGAUGGGCAGGGCUCAGGGCUCUGCAGCAGCCUGGGCUUUCCCCUGGCUCCAGGCUCUUCCCUGCUGUCUUUUGCUGGCCUGGCCUGGGAACACACACUACAGGACACUGUCCCGGACUCUGGCAGGUGCCACAGUAGCUGUUUGACCCCAAAUCCUUGCCUGAGCCUGACAGGGCUUGUCUACACACACCAGGGCACCAGAAGGACUAGUAUGAAUUCUGAUAGUUAUUUUGGUGCCAGUUUUAAAAUAUACCAGAUUAGUCUGAGCUUUGUCCUUUUAAAAAAAAAAAAAUUUAUACCAUGCAGGCACCCUCUUCCCUCCUCAGCUCCAUGAGCACUCCAGCUCUAAGGGAUCCCCAGGAUUUGUUUUCACCCUGAACAGAUAAAGGCCUGAAGAAAUUUAGGUUGCUUUUUUUUUUUGUUAUUUCCCUAAGGAACUGGUGCAGAUCAGGUCUGAUUUAUAAACAAGCAGCUCAGCUGUGUAAAUGUGGGGACAGAAUGUUCAGCUAAUGUUUCAAAAGGAAAGGAAAAAAAAAGUUGUACAGUAUUUUUCCUGUAAAGGUUAUUACUAUAUAUAGAACAAAAGAGAAACCACCAAUGCCGAGGGGUGGAGGGGGAGGUGUCACCUGCCUUCUGGAUAGCCCUUACAUAUGGUUAAUUGUGUGCAAUUUUUUUUCUUUUUUUUAUUCUCUUUAUUUCCCUUUUUUUUUUUUCUCUCUUUCAAUGUAGUGUAUGUUUGUAGGGGUGGCAGGGGAGGGGGGGCCUUAAUGCUGUGGUUUGAGGCUGACUUCACACUCCCAGCACUGACCGGACCUGCACGAUUCCGAACUCUAACUUGAAUUUUGUAGAGAUGAAACAAAUGAAAACAAAUGAAAUAUUAUCACUAGUUUGUAGUUUAUUUAAUUCUUUGGAGUUCUUUUCCUCUAUCAGCUAUUUGUGUGGCUUUUAUUUUUAUAGGGGUUUUUUUGUUGUUUGUUUGUUUUUGUUUUGUUUGGUAUAUCCCCUACCCUCAGCUGUGUGUUUCCUAGCACAACCCCAUUCUUGAAUAGAAUGAAGCUCACGUUCCUGGGGCAGAGUGAUGGAAUGAUGCCCUGGAAUUUCUCAAAAUGGGAUGGGGCAAAAAGAUUUUACUUUACUAGCAUUUGCUGCAGGUUCUGUACUUGUACAUUUUCCCUGUGUUCAGCUACUUAGAUAGUAUGGUGAUGGGCUCCAGGAGGAAUCCUUAGAUUAACACAAGCCACAUCUCACAGAGCAGAUGUGAUUGUUUUGUGCCACCAAAAUCAACAGGAUCUCUGUCAGUGACUGUGGAGCAGGACCGAGCCCUGCUGGAGCCGGUGCCAGGGCAGCCCGAGGCUUCCCGGGUGUGCCUGCCCACAGGAGCUGGCCUGGGACAGCCCGGGACAGUCUGGGACAGGAUGGGACAGCCUGGGGACAGCCUGGGACAGCCCGGGACAGCCUGGGACAGUCUGGGGACAGCCUGGGACAGGAUGGGACAGGAUGGGACAGCCUGGGACAGCCUGGGACAGGAUGGGGACAGCCUGGGGACAGCCUGGGACAGUCUGGGACAGGAUGGGACAGCCUGGGACAGCCCGGGACAGCCCGGGACAGUCUGGGACAGGAUGGGACAGCCUGGGGACAGCCUGGGACAGCCCGGGACAGCCUGGGACAGCCCGGGACAGGAUGGGGACAGCCUGGGGACAGCCUGGGACAGCCCGGGACAGUCUGGGACAGGAUGGGACAGCCUGGGGACAGCCUGGGACAGGAUGGGACAGCCUGGGGACAGCCUGGGACAGCCCGGGACAGCCUGGGACAGCCCGGGACAGGAUGGGACAACCUGGGACAGUCUGGGACAGCCCGGGACAGCCCGGGACAGCCUGGGACAGGCUCACCUCUCCCGCCACGUCCCGCAGCCUCAGGGCUGAGCCGCUGCCCCGCACUGGGGGCAGCAGCCGUGGGGAGGAAGGGCAGGAGAUGCCCGUGGCUCUGGCAGGGCUCCCCAGCCUGUCCCUGGGCCCGCGGGGCUGAGUGUGCCAGAAGGGCCCACGUUGAUCUAUGCACACCAUUUCCUCCCCCAGGCACCCUCCUCCUCCCUGACAUGGCAGCCCCUGUCCCGGGCCCGUGUCCCCUCCUGUGCAGGGGCUGGGGCUGAGCGCCCCAGCCCGGCCUCCCCAGCCCUGUAACUCCUACCCUGUCUCUGUCUGCAACAACAACAAAAGAAAGUUGAACCCGACUUCUUAUUCUGCCAUGUUCAGGCUUUAAUUCAGCAAAACCCUUAAGCAGAAGAGUCUGGGUGGGCCCAGGUUUAAGGCCGAGCUUAAGUGCUUUUCUGAACAAGGGCCUCGACAGCCCCGUCAGAGCAGGUGGUUUGUCAUUCCAAGCUUCAUAUCAGUGGGACUGUCCAAAGAAUGACCAGAGAAAGAGAGGGAGAUUCAACUGGCUCUAUAACAAGAGGAAAGAGGAGAGAGGAAAUGGAACUGUUUUGUCCAAAACAAGAUAAAAACCAAACAAUAAUAAACCUUGAGAUGGACCCUCCUGAUUCUGCUACCAUUCACUGCUGAAGAGCAAAAAAAUUAAAUAAAAACUAUUGACUAGAUUGUUUGUUCUAGCCACAAACUCAACUGGAUUAAAGUCUGCGUGGAAGGAAUUUUAUAAAGAAAAAAAAUUUAAAAAAAAAUUUUCCAAUGUAGCAAAAAAAAAACAACUUUAAAAAACAAAAAUUAAAAAAAAAGACAAUGAGGGAGGA
Passer domesticus (house sparrow) is the source of this 11197-nucleotide messenger RNA. It is a transcript of the gene CASZ1, whose product is annotated as castor zinc finger 1. The coding region runs from base 1476 to 7103 and encodes 1875 amino acids. Lineage: Eukaryota; Metazoa; Chordata; Aves; Passeriformes; Passeridae. The record is from RefSeq and is a predicted model, not a curated record. Gene Ontology annotation, molecular function: RNA polymerase II transcription regulatory region sequence-specific DNA binding; DNA-binding transcription factor activity, RNA polymerase II-specific. Gene Ontology annotation, biological process: positive regulation of transcription by RNA polymerase II; regulation of neuron differentiation. The transcript has 26 exons. Gene Ontology annotation, cellular component: nucleus.